AAAUAUCUCAAAGUUAGGUCCAUUGCUCAAACUUAAUAUAUUUGAUGAUCAUUCUGUCAAACUUGAAUGCAAAUAAACACUGUACUUGAUGAACUGAUGCAUGAAAACAUUUUGCAUGCAUAGAACAAUGAUCAACAACAAUUCAUUCACUCUUGAGAUCUUGUUUAACAAACAGGAGGGAAUCAGUAGUCCGAUCGCCACGGAGAUUCUCAGCUUAUGUGAUGAUGCUGAGCUCUUCCCUGAAACCCUCAGAAGCUCCGAUGUCUCAUCGUGUUCCGGCGGAGCUGACUGCAGUGGCAGCGCGAGCGGUAGCGGGGCUGGUGGCACCGGCAGUCUCUGCUGCUAUGAUGAUACCUUCGCCUCAACUUUCUCGCCGUUCUCUUCCAUGAAUGCAUCUUCACUUUCGGCAUUGCUGGAAACUGAACAGCCAAAUGAUCAAUGCCCUGCUUCAUCGGCUUUUGCAGUACUCCCUUAUAUCGGUGAUCAGCAGGAUCCGCUGGAUCAGAUCAUGUUGUCCGAGGCAAUGAACAGUGGUUGCUACUCUUCAUCCUUCUGCUCUGAUACGGUAGCCCCGCCUAUGCAGCUUCAGGGUUUGCCAUCAGUCUAUGAGGAUGAUUGCCUUCCGCCGUUGCCACUGGCGUAUGUCGGGUUGGAUGCUCCACCGUCGUGUGCUUUCUUGGAUCCUGGUAUUGGUUCCUAUUAUGCAGGCAAUACAGGAAUGCAGAUGCCUGGAGAUGCACAUAGCUUUUAUUCUGGAGGAGUAAUGGCUGGUUCAGGUCCGGCGAGAUCAUCGUCCCAAGAGAUGGUUGAGUAUCAGAGGACAGCAGAAGGUGAUGGUGUGGGACUUUUCGGGCCAGAGCCAAUCCAGCAGGUUUUCAACUCAGGGGAAAUGCAGCCGAUCGCUGAUAACCAGCAUGCUCGUCCAACGCUGCCAGCAACAGACAUUUCAGUACUGGAUGACUCCACUUUCAAGGUCGGUCGUCUUUCUGUUGAAGAAAGGAAGGAAAAGAUCCAUAGAUACAUGAAGAAGAGGAAUGAAAGGAACUUCAGUAAGAAGAUUAAGUAUGCAUGUCGUAAAACUCUGGCAGACAGCAGACCACGAGUCCGAGGAAGAUUUGCAAAGAAUGAUGAGUUAGGAGAGGCAAGGAGGCCCAAUUCUACUCACCAUGAAUAUGAAGAUGAUGAGGAAAUUAUGGUGAAGGAAGAAGACAUGUUCGAUUCUGCAGACAUACUUGCUCAUAUCAGUGGCGUGAAUUCCUUUAAAUACAACUAUACCAUAGAGUCUUGGAUAUGAACGGCUAUACAAUAACAUUGAGUUUAUAUUCC
Messenger RNA from Dioscorea cayenensis subsp. rotundata (Guinea yam), 1326 nucleotides. RefSeq lists its product as uncharacterized. The transcript is spliced from 4 exons. The coding region runs from base 101 to 1294 and encodes 397 amino acids. Gene Ontology annotation, cellular component: nucleus. Lineage: Eukaryota; Viridiplantae; Streptophyta; Magnoliopsida; Dioscoreales; Dioscoreaceae. Gene Ontology annotation, biological process: regulation of flower development. The record is from RefSeq and is a predicted model, not a curated record. Gene Ontology annotation, molecular function: protein binding.